CAACCAGAAGACCGGAACAGUACAAUUAAAGAAAAUCGAACCGAAAAUACACAAUGGCAGAUGCAGGAGAUCGCACGAUGUCAAGUAUAGCCAGUAUAGCCAAAGCCCAAAAAUCCCGCGAUCUUGUCACCUGCACCAUCCGGGCACCGCGCUUCUCUUACGUGCAUCUGGAGAACCUCACGCAACGCUCUGAGCCAGCCGCGUUGGACCCGAUCCAGAUCCGCUCCUAUUGCACAGCAGCUUUGAAGCAAUUUCUCGGAAUUACAGGGACUUCGAUAUCUCUCGACUUCCUAAAGGUUGAUGGCGCCGAAUGCUGGCUGAGACUGCCCCGAGACGACCUUAGUGCCUUCUCAGCUGCCAUUACGGCAUGGCAAGGUACUUAUGAGAAUGGAGUACAUGCUACGCUACAUGUCAAAGGAUGUUCGAACUGGCUUGGGACUCUGAUUGAUCGGAAUGACGAAGACAGGCUUUGGAAGGGUUGAAAGUAGACCAGCUCAAAUUCAGGGAGCAAGUCAAAAUGAGCAAGCAGUCCUCCGCGCACAUCAUGAACCGAAGAUGCAGCUGUGAGAUUAAAUCGUGUAACAUACCAUUGGCUUG
Molecule: messenger RNA, 597 nt
Organism: Pseudomassariella vexata
Lineage: Eukaryota; Fungi; Ascomycota; Sordariomycetes; Amphisphaeriales; Pseudomassariaceae
Exons: 2
Coding region: 54-482 (142 amino acids)
Biological process (GO): intronic box C/D snoRNA processing; tRNA processing; nuclear-transcribed mRNA catabolic process, RNase MRP-dependent
Cellular component (GO): nucleolar ribonuclease P complex; ribonuclease MRP complex
Molecular function (GO): ribonuclease MRP activity
Source: RefSeq, a predicted model, not a curated record